ACUAGAGGGCGGGAGGGAGCUGCCCGCUGACCCAGACGAGCGCGGGCGCGGGGCUUUUCUUGGUUACCCAAGGCCGCCCGGGUGGAAGCUGCGGCUGGGGGGCGCGCAUCCGUCGAGGGGGAAAGGGGCGUGGGCAGGCGGUAGUUGCAGCCAGGAGUCCCGGGGUUUGAGUGCGCCGCUGCGGCUCUGCCCGAGGUGGGGCGCGGCUCUGCCCUAGGUGGGGCGCGGCUCUGCCCUAGGUGGGGCGCGGCGCGGCUCGCGCGGGAGCGCUGGGUGCGGCGGAGUCGGGUUUCAGAGCGCGGGUGACUCAGGACGCGGGCCGUGCUGGGAUCCUGCCCGCCGCUGCCGCUGCCGUUGCCCCUGCCCAGCGCCGUCUUUGUUCCAGGCAGGAAGGACGACCGGCCCGCGCGCAAGGUCCGUUGCCGUCUGCGGAGCUCGGCGGCCCGGUGCCCUAGGGGGCCCGCCGAACGGCGGGAUGGCGCCCAGGAGGGACGCACAGUGCUGGCGCCUGCUUUUGCUGCUUUCCACCUCCGCGCUUCUGCCCGGUGUCACUCGGACCCGCUCCGCGACAGAAUCGGCUUCCCGGGGCCCCCUGGACCUCACGGAGCUCGUCGGUGUCCCGCUGCCCUCCUCUGUGUCCUUUGUUGCUGGCUAUGGUGGCUUUCCAGCCUACAGCUUUGGGCCUGGUGCCAACGUCGGCCGCCCGGCCAGGACCCUCAUCCCGUCCACCUUCUUCAGGGACUUCGCCAUCAGCGUGAGGGUGAAGCCCAGCAGCCCCCAAGGCGGUGUGCUCUUUGCCAUCACGGACGGCUUCCAGAAGGUCAUCUACCUGGGCCUGCGGCUCUCGGGCGUGGAGGACGGCCGCCAGCGGGUCAUCCUCUACUACACGGAGCCUAGCUCCCAGGUGUCCCGCGAGGCCGCCGCCUUCCUGGUGCCCGUGAUGACCCACAAGUGGAACUACUUUGCUGUGGUCGUCCAGGGCGAGGAAGUGACCCUCCUCGUGGACUGUGAGGAGCAUGGCCGCGUCCCCUUUCCAAGGUCCUCCCAGGCCUUGACCUUCGAGCCCAGUGCGGGAAUCUUUGUGGGCAAUGCAGGAGCUACGGGGCUGGAGAGAUUCAUUGGUUCCAUACAGCAGCUCAUCAUCCACCCUGACCCCAGGACUCCCGAGGAGAUGUGUGAAGCUGAAGACUCCUCGGCAUCUGGAGAGACCAGCGGGCUCCAGGAGACGGAUGGAGUAGCUGAGAUCUUAGAAGCAGUCACCUACACUCAAGCCCCAUCUAAAGAAGCAAAAGUUGAACCCAUACACACACCUCCAACUCCAUCCCCUGCCUCUGAGGAUGCAGAGCUUUCUGGUGAACCUGUACCUGAAGGGACCAAGGAAACCAGCAACUUAAGCGCUGACCUGCACAGCAGCCCCGAGCAAGGGUCUGGUGAGAUCCUGAAUGAUACACUGGAGGCAGUUCAGACUGUGGACGGUUCCCCGACUGCAGACAUUGGCUCAGGGGAUGGGGUCUUCCUUCAUGUCACUGAAGAGAGUCCAUACACAGAAGAUUUGGCAGCAACAGCAGCAGCUGGGGAGGCCAAGAUGCCCAUCAGCACUGCUUGGGAAGCAGAGGCCAGCAGCGUGCCCACCGGGGGACUGACCCUCUCCAUGCCCAUUGAGGACCCUGGGGAGGGGGUCACUCUGGGUCCAGAAAACGAAGAAGGUUCAGCAGCGACAGCAGCAGGGGAGGCCGAGGAGCCCGUGAGCAUUGCCAGGGAAGCAGAGGCCAGCAGCGUGCCCACCGGGGGACUGACCCUUCCUAUGCCCACCCAGGACCCUGGAGAAAUGGUCACUCUGAGUCCAAUCAGUGAAGAAGGCUCUACAACAGCAGCAGCUGCAACAGAUGUGCCACUCGGCACUUUUGAGGAAGAAGAGGCCAGCGGGGUCCCCACCAAUGACCUGGCUUUCAUCACACCGACAGCGGCCUCCGAGCAAGGGGUCACUUCUGGUCCUGGCGACGAAGACUUAGCAGCAGCCACGACAGAGGAGCCCCUUACUGCGGCUGGGGCAGACGCAUUGGGCAGCACUCCCCCUGAGGGGCCCCCACUCCCCUUACCCUCAGUAGCCCCUGAAAGCGGGGCCCUUCCGGGUGAAGCUGAGGAGGGGUUUCCUGGCGCCCCUGGACCUGCUGGGCCUACUGAACCCACGGUGGAAGUGGAGGCUGAGGGCUCCGGCCUGGGCUGGGGCUUGGAUGUCAGCUCUGGCUCUGGUGACCUGGUGCACAGUGAGGAGCUGUUGAGAGGUCCUCCAGGUCCCCCAGGCCCACCUGGCUUACCUGGGAUCCCAGGAAAACCAGGAACUGAUGUUUUCAUGGGACCCCCUGGAUCUCCUGGAGAAGAUGGACCUACUGGUGAACCUGGUCCCCCGGGCCCCGAGGGAAAACCUGGACUUGAUGGAGCGUCUGGUCUUCCUGGAAUGAAAGGAGAGAAGGGAGCUAGAGGACCUGAUGGCUCAGUUGGUGAAAAGGGUGAUCCCGGCAACAGAGGCUUACCAGGACCCCCAGGGAAAAAUGGACAAGUUGGCGCUCCUGGGGUCAUGGGACCCCCAGGGCCUCCUGGACCCCCUGGGCCCCCAGGCCCUGGAUGUACAACAGGACUUGGAUUUGAGGAUACCGAGGGCUCAGGAAGUAUCAGGCACUUACAUGAGCCCAUCUCUGGGCCAACGGCUUCAAGUGGUCCCAAAGGAGAAAAAGGAGACCGGGGACCUAAGGGUGACAGAGGGAUGGACGGAGCCAGCAUUGUGGGACCCCCUGGGCCCAGGGGGCCACCAGGGCGCAUCGAGGUCCUGUCUAGUUCUUUAACCAACAUCACCCAAGGAUUCAUGAAUUUCUCGGACAUUCCUGAGCUCAUCGGGCCUCCGGGCCCCGAGGGCAUGCCUGGGCUGCCAGGAUUCCCAGGCCCAAGAGGUCCGAAAGGUGACACUGGCGUACCUGGAUUUCCAGGACUAAAAGGAGAACAGGGUGAGAAGGGAGAGCCGGGUGCCAUCCUGACAGGGGAUGUUCCUCUGGAAAGGCUGAGGGGCCAAAAGGGUGAACCUGGAGAGCACGGAGCCCCGGGACCAAUGGGACCCAAAGGACCACCAGGACACAAAGGAGAAUUUGGCCUCCCUGGACGACCUGGUCGCCCAGGACUGAAUGGCCUCAAAGGCGCCAAAGGAGAUCGAGGGGUCAUGAUCCCGGGUCCACCUGGCCUACCUGGCCCUCCAGGCCCCCCAGGACCACCAGGAGCUGUGAUUAACAUCAAAGGAGCUGUCUUCCCAAUUCCAGUCCGGCCACACUGCAAAACACCAGUUGGUACCACGUAUUCUGGGAAUUCAGAACUCAUCACUUUUCAUGGUGUUAAAGGAGAAAAAGGAUCCUGGGGCCUUCCCGGCUCAAAAGGAGAAAAAGGCGACCAGGGACCCCAGGGACCACCAGGCCCUCCUGUGGAUCCAGCUUACCUGAGGCACUUUCUGAACAGCUUGAAGGGGGAGAAUGGAGACAAGGGAAUCAAAGGAGAAAAAGGAGACGCUAACAGUGGCUUCUCUGGCUUCUCUGUAUCAGGGCCACCGGGCCUGCCAGGAAGUCCAGGUCUGGUGGGCCAGAAAGGGGAAGCCGUUGUCGGGCCCCAGGGACCCCCAGGUGCUCCUGGCCUGCCUGGGCCACCUGGCUUUGGGAGACCUGGUUCCCCUGGGCCACCAGGACCCCCGGGACCACCAGGACCUCCAGCUAUCCUAGGAGCAGCUGUGGCCCUUCCAGGCCCACCUGGCCCUCCAGGACAACCAGGGCUUCCUGGAUCCAGAAACCUGGUUACAACGUUUAGCAACAUGGAUGACAUGUUACAGAAAGCACAUUUGGUCAUAGAAGGGACAUUCAUCUACUUGAAGGACAGCACCGAGUUUUUCAUUCGGGUCAGAGAUGGUUGGAAAAAAUUACAGCUGGGAGAACUGAUUCCCAUUCCGGAUGACAGCCCUCCUCCCCCUGCACUUUCCAGCAAUCCUCAUCAACCUCAACUUUCACUGACGUCUAUUUCAAAUGUCAAUUACGGCAGACCCGCACUACACUUGGUUGCUCUGAACACGCCGUUUUCUGGGGACAUUCGAGCUGAUUUCCAGUGCUUCCAGCAGGCCAGGGCUGCAGGACUGUUGUCCACCUACCGAGCAUUCUUAUCCUCCCAUUUGCAAGAUCUCUCCACAGUUGUAAGGAAAGCAGAGAGAUAUAGCCUUCCAAUAGUGAACCUCAAGGGCCAAGUACUUUUUAAUAACUGGGACUCAAUUUUUUCUGGCCACGGAGGUCAGUUCAAUACACACGUUCCAAUAUAUUCCUUUGAUGGCCGAGAUGUAAUGACAGAUCCUUCCUGGCCCCAAAAGGUCGUUUGGCAUGGCUCCAGCACCCACGGAGUCCGUCUUGUGGAUCAGUACUGUGAAGCGUGGAGAACCGCCGACAUGGCAGUCAUGGGCUUGGCCUCCCCGCUGAACACGGGGAAGAUUCUGGACCAGAAAGCAUACAGCUGUGCUAACAGGCUAAUUGUGCUGUGUAUCGAAAACAGUUUCAUGACAGAUGCGAGGAAGUAACAACCUUCCCAUGCUUCUUAAGAGUUUAUCAAUUUUUUUAUGUGAAGAGUUGACACUGAAAUCUAAAAUGUUUAAGCGUUGUAAAUAUUAGUUUUUUAUUACACAUUCGUCACAACAGCAAGCAAAGAAAACAUACCUCAAUAUACUCAAAACUGAAGACAUAAAGGACUCAGAUCAAAGACAAAAUCUGAUUCAUCUAUUGGUGCUAGAUUCUGCGGGAAACCCCAUGCAGUGUAAACACAUCCCAAGACGGUUAAGAGCAAGUUAAAAAAGGAGCAGGUUAAAAACAAAGGCCUUGGCAUUCUGCCCACUGCAUCCUUCAGAAAGUGAUUUCCUCCUUUUAACCAUUGUUGAGUAUAAGAUGUCCUUCAUGUUUUCUUACAAAGUCAGUGUUUAGAAAUGUUACCCCUUUCUAAGUUAUGUGCAGACCAAACACUUUGUUCUUUAAUAUACAUCCAUUGUUUGCAACUGCUGUUUAUAUAGACAGAACUGCUCCAAAUGAUCCUAUUUGUAUUUUCUGAUAUUACCAGACUUUAAUGUUUUCUUCCUAAAAUAUUAUUGCCAUCAUACUUUAGGAGUUUUACAUUUUUACACAAUCAUAUUUCAGUAUGACAUCUGUUUAUGUGAAUGACUUGCUGGAAAAGUUUAAGUUCCCAAUGAUCUGAAACUAGAGAAGAAAUACCACAUAAUUACUUCCUUUCCCUUGGGGGCCCUUUUCCCCACCCCUACCCUGAUUUUAUGACUUCCAUUUGGCAAUUCUUGAAUUAUAACUCCAUUUGAACAAACAGGUUCAUGAGGAUAAAUUUUCUGAGACACAUAUAUCUUCAUGCUGUAUACUUUUGUUCUUUUUUUCCCAUGUGAUAAGUGAACAUAAAAACAUCUUUUCCAGGCGC
Messenger RNA from Bubalus bubalis (water buffalo), 5487 nucleotides. RefSeq names its product collagen type XV alpha 1 chain (gene COL15A1). The coding region runs from base 476 to 4594 and encodes 1372 amino acids. Gene Ontology annotation, cellular component: basement membrane. Lineage: Eukaryota; Metazoa; Chordata; Mammalia; Artiodactyla; Bovidae. The record is from RefSeq and is a predicted model, not a curated record. The transcript is spliced from 41 exons.